Messenger RNA from Dufourea novaeangliae, 702 nucleotides. RefSeq names its product NADH dehydrogenase [ubiquinone] 1 beta subcomplex subunit 8, mitochondrial (gene ND-ASHI). NCBI's taxonomy places the organism in Eukaryota, Metazoa, Arthropoda, Insecta, Hymenoptera, Halictidae. Bases 111 to 668 code for a protein of 185 amino acids. The transcript is spliced from 4 exons. The record is from RefSeq and is a predicted model, not a curated record. Gene Ontology annotation, cellular component: mitochondrion.
CGCAACUCUUAGUGCAACAAGUUGUACAUACGUAUGUAUGUAUCUUGCAUCGAUCUUUUGGAUACUUGCCUAUAUGUCCUUGCGCCGUGGAAUAGAUAUAGUCGUGAAAAAUGGCUGGUUUAAAAGGAAUAAGACAAUUAUCGACUAAAAUAUCAACUUCAAAUUCCUCUAGUUCUCUUGCUAGUCAAAAUUCUGCUACACUCUUUGAUAAAUGGCGUGAAUUCAUAAAACCUAUAGCACUGAAGAAAUGGAUACCUGGAAUGUACCCUGAAACAGAGGAAGAACGAAAGGCAGCUGCAGAAAAAUAUGGUUUGCAUCCAUAUGAAUAUAAACCUUAUCCAAAUGAUGAGCAUAGUGUUGGAGAUUAUCCAGAAUUACCACAGCUUAGUGUUGAAGCUCAAGACCCCUAUUAUCCAUGGGAUUUCCCUGCUUCAAGAAGGAAUUAUAAUGAACCUGUACAUAGACAUUUUGACAUAAUGGGACCAGAUCACGUUGCUUAUGGUGUUCGUACACGAGAGGAUUAUCACAAAUGUGCUCUAAUAUUUGUAGGCCUGAUUGUUUCCUAUUUAGUUUUCUCGCUGCACACAGUAGAUACAAAACCUGCUUUCGCAGAAAAACAGUAUCCUGGAAAAGGAAAGGUACAUUAUACUUUUGAACCUGCGAAGUGAAACUGUAAAUACCAACUAUGUAGUUGAAAAUAGG